Messenger RNA from Schizosaccharomyces japonicus yFS275, 417 nucleotides. Its product is annotated as Erg28 protein. The coding region runs from base 1 to 417 and encodes 138 amino acids. The transcript has a single exon. Gene Ontology annotation, cellular component: membrane; endoplasmic reticulum membrane. The record is from RefSeq and is a predicted model, not a curated record. NCBI's taxonomy places the organism in Eukaryota, Fungi, Ascomycota, Schizosaccharomycetes, Schizosaccharomycetales, Schizosaccharomycetaceae.
AUGUUUUCAAUUAUCAACAGUCUGCCUGCUGGCUUGUUGCCCAAGUGGAUGUUCAUUGUUGGCCUUACGGCCGUGUUCAACACUGUGCAGUCCUUCCUUACACCCAAGUUGACGAAGAGAGUGUAUAGUAACACGAACGAGGUGAAUGGUUUGCAAGGCAGAACUUUCGGUAUCUGGACACUUACGAGUGCCGUCGUUCGCUUGUAUGGUGCUUUCCAUUUGAACGAUCCUCAUGUGUACUUCUUGUGCCAAGCUACUUACUACAUUGCUUGUCUCCACUUUUUGCUUGAAUGGAUGGCCUUCCGCACAACUGCUAUGGGACCUGGUUUAGCAAGCCCCAUUAUCGUGUCGACCAUGAGUAUUGUCUGGAUGGCCCUGCAGAAGGAUGCGUAUGUGGGCAAGCUUGCUUCCUAUUAG